Molecule: messenger RNA, 411 nt
Organism: Fonsecaea erecta
Lineage: Eukaryota; Fungi; Ascomycota; Eurotiomycetes; Chaetothyriales; Herpotrichiellaceae
Exons: 2
Coding region: 1-411 (136 amino acids)
Biological process (GO): sterol biosynthetic process
Cellular component (GO): endoplasmic reticulum membrane; intracellular membrane-bounded organelle
Molecular function (GO): heme binding
Source: RefSeq, a predicted model, not a curated record
AUGUCCGAAGAACUCACGUACGCCGAAGUGUCCAAGCACAACACCAAAAAAGAUCUGUAUCUGGUGAUCCACGACAAGGUCUACAAUGCCUCAACUUUCGUCGACGAGCAUCCUGGUGGUGAAGAGGUCCUUCUCGACGUAGGAGGCCAAGACGCAACCGAAGCCUUCGAGGAUGUCGGCCACUCAGACGAAGCCCGUGAAAUCCUGGAAGGCCUGAAGGUCGGCUCCCUGAAGCGCGCCCCGGGUGACCCAAAGCCCAAGGUUGGUGCUACGGACAAGAUUGCUGCGGGCCCUGGUGGACGAGGCGAUGCCGGCACCGGCAUGGGUGUUGCCAUGUACGCUGUCCUCCUGGUCGGUGCAGCACUGGCAUACUUCGGAUACACAUACAUGCAAACCCAAGACAAGAAAUAG